CCGGUCGGUGCCGGCCGCUCAGUGGUGCCGGCGCCGGCCGGUCGCGUGCACUGGUGUCGCCGCUCCGCCGGCGCCUCGGCAGUCGGCGUGCUCGGCGUGCCCGCCGGCCGUGCCCGGGUCCCCCUCGCGGGCCGCCAGCACCGCAGUCGCUGCUCUCGGGGCGAUCUGCCGACACCACCAACCGAGCGGGGACCGGCGGCGGCGGCUCCUCCGCUGAGAACAGCGGCAUGCGGGCGGGGCGGCCCGGCGCCGCGCCGCCUGCCCUGGUCACGUGACCAUGGCCCAGCUGAGCGGCAGCGCCGGCAGCAGCCCGCCGCCUCCGUCGGGCAGCCUCAGCGAGCGGCGCCGCAUCGACACCGUGCUCCGGCAGCUGACGCUCGGACCGCCCCAUGACCCGGCGACCGGGGCGACACCUAUAACUGCCGGCCAGCUAUCGCCAGCGCCACCUGCAGCCAUGUUCUCUCGGGGCGACUCGGAGCAGGAGCGUCUCCCUGAGGAGGGUGAGGCUGCUGCUGCUGCGGCCGCCGCCGCCGCCGGGAUGGCGCCAGCGGCGGGUGGACUCGGCGCCGUGGCUCGGGAUCCGCUGAUGCGGAGUCCGCGCGCGCUCGGUGCCGAUGUGUUCCGUUUCGACUCGGGUGACAGUGAACGGUUCGCGUGCCGCGCGAUCUCCGAGGAGGACGAGGACGUGUUCUCUCCGGUGUCGUCCAAGUCGCCGCACUCGUCGCUGGACAGUCCGCUGGUGAGCCAGGACUCGCCGCGGGUGAGCGGGUUCGGCACGUUCCGUAUCAAAGAAGAGCCGGACGUGGACCCGGAGAGCCGGCUGGAGGGCGCGCCGGCGGUCUGCUCGCCGCCGCGGCUGCACGUGCUCACCUGUGAGCGGCCCACCGUGUGCGCCGCCAGCACCGCCGGCGGCGCGCACAAGUUCACCUUCUGCGCGUGCGCCCACUGCACGGCCGGCAUGGAGAGCGAGCACCGUCUGGAGGUGCACAGCCGGCUGCUGGGCGCCGGCCUGUCCAGCUCGCCCAUCUCGCCGCUGACGCCGCUCACCCCGGCCAGCCCGGCGUCGCUCUCGCAGUCGCCGCUGCCGCUCGAGUACCUGUCGCAGCUGUCGGAGCUGUAUCGGCGCCGCAGUCGCUCCGAGUCCGACCUCAGCGCCUGGAUGGAGCCGCCGGCGCCGGCGCCGGCGCGCGGCUCCGUGCUGCGGCCGGGCCGCGCCGCCGCGCCCCAGCCGCUCUUCAUCCCGGGCAAGUCGGGCUCGCUGGAGUCGGACCAGUCGUCGCCGCAGGACUCGCCGCUGGAUCUGUCGGUGCGCUCGGCACGGCUCGGCUCGACUGCCAGCAGCGCCGGCUCCGAGACGAGCGCGCCGCCGCGGUUCGGCGCGCACCACCCGCUGCUCCGGAUGCGCUCGCCCGGCCUGCACCCGCCCAUCCCCAUCGUGCACGGUAACGUGGCGUCGCCGACCACGCGCGACUCUGUGGCACUCCGGUACAACCUCGAGGUGUGCCCGGUGGUCGAGCAGAUGCCGCCCGGCGCCGACGUGGCCUACGUGUGUCCCGUCUGCGGCCAGAUGUUCUCUCUGCACGACCGGCUCGCCAAACACAUGGCCUCCAGGCACAAAACCAAGCCGGCCGACGCCUCCUCCAAGGCGUACAUGUGUGAGACGUGUAAGCGGUCGUUCGCGCGCAGCGACAUGCUGACCAGGCACAUGCGGCUGCACACGGGCCUCAAGCCGUACACGUGUCGGGUGUGUGGUCAGGUGUUCUCCCGCUCCGACCAUCUCUCCACACACCAGCGGACUCACACCGGCGAGAAGCCGUACAAGUGCCCGCAGUGUCCGUACGCCGCCUGCCGCCGCGACAUGAUCACCCGCCACAUGCGCACCCACUCGCGCUACGAGCUGGCCGAGGGCGGCGGCAGCGUGGACGAGGCCGGGCCGCCGCGCUCGCCGCGCGCCCCGCCGCGGCGUGCCAACUCGGAGGAGCAGCCGCCCACGUACCUGCGUCACCUGUCGGCGGGUCUGGGCGGCCUGCCGGCGCCGCCCUCGCCCUCGGCGGGGCUGGGCGGUCUGCCGGCGCCGCCCUCGCCCUGCGCGGCGCUGCAGUCGCUCUCGGUCCAGAGCCCGGCGCCCAUGGAGACCGGCGAGCCGCCCGAUGACUGAGCGAACCGCCGCGUACCGCUCUCAGUGAUAUGUAUCCCAAAUAUAUUUAUCAAGUUUGCUCAAAGCAGCUGGACGGCGCAGGCUCGUCGCGCGGCCGCAGCUAUGAGGCAGGCGGCUUUCGGUACAAAUGGCGACCGCAGAGGUCAUAGAGGGAAAGCGAGAGGGGGCCGAUAUAGUGAGUGAGUGAGAGUGAGUGAGUGAGUGAGUGAGUGAGUGAGCGAGCGAGAGUCGAUGGUCCCUCCGUCACAGAUCUCAUGCUUGUUUCGGCGUUGAUGUGCGGUAUACCUACGCGUCGAGCUUUCCAAUACGAUGUUCUGGGUGUUACGCUGUUGUUCGCUUUCCCCGCUGUCGAUCUGAGCCGCCUUUGCUGGUUUUACGUCAGGCAUGUGGUGUUCGAUCGGCCGGCCGAUGGUUCAGUGCUCGUCAAUGUUUGUACUGCCGCUCGUGACGACCCGCCCCGUUUGAAUGGCGCCCCUCGGGCCGUGCGUUCGACCUCAUCUGAGCUCCUUGUGAAGUCGGCAUGUGUUAGCUACGUCAGCUCAGCGUUGUUCAAUUCGACACGGCGUCAUGUGCCGGCUGCCUGUGCGGGCUGGCGGCGGCCGGCGCUGGCCGCCGGGCGCCCCGCCGUCCAGUGUUGUGUCAUCGGCCCUGUGUUCACUCCCAUUCCCGCUCAAGCCGGCUGGCCGUCGCCGCUCGCUCUCUUCAGACGUCUACGCGCCGCCGGCCCGCACGCGCGCUCUUUUGGUGUACCCUGCCGGCCGCCAGGUGGGGGCGCGAGGGGGCGCCCGCCGGCCGCCAACCGAAUGUGAUCACCCCCGCCGGCGCGGGGGAACGGGUGUGAGUCGGGAGGGCCGGUGUUAUCGGCCAGCCGGACCCGGUCGGGCUCCACUGCCAGCUCGCCGAGUCGGCAGCUCGUUUUAUUCUUGCUACUACUGCCCAUUUUAGGAGGGGAGGCGGGGGUGUUCGGAGGGCAGCGCCCACUAGAUUCCGGAGGACACGGGUCAAUUGUGCGACUGUUCUGGCGAUGUCUGACGCGGGCUAGCGAUACGUUCCCCAUGCAGCAAUGCAAGUAUCACUUCAUGUUCAAAUACUUCAUACGCUAGAUCAAGCGUUUUGGCGAAAGGCAGUUUGCUUCUGCGAUGUUUCAAAUCAAUUCGUCACGUAGACUUUCCUGCAGAAUAAGCCGCAGUCAAUCCACAACACACAGCAUUAAUGGCUUGCAGCCUCGCAUAUCCCACCGAACUAGAAAUGUGAACCAGGCCAGAUCGGGUCUCCAUUGCUUCAGUACCUUAACGCUUACUGGUACCCCAUCCGGAUCACUGGAUGAAGCCGAUUGUACCUUUACAGAGUCAAUUACCACCAUUGGAAGUUGGAACCACUGGGGAAACACCUGCCAUAAUGGACAACACAGCUACUUUCCAGCUAUCUUCGAACAUAUGCUAUGGGCACAAAGCAUAUUUCUUACUCCACCUACACAAAAUUUUUAUUCGUGCGGCACAAAUCUGGCAGGCGUUUGUUCGUUUACCGUCCCACUGCCGCAGCUGACGCCCGGCGACCGAUCACGGAAGUUUCACGGAAGCUCAAGCACGCAGAACCAGAGAGGGUACGGGUGGGGUUGAGCUGCCGCCCAUUACCGUCACUGUGCAGCCAAUGUAUUUUUAAUAAAUACGCUACAAAUCGUC
Molecule: messenger RNA, 3840 nt
Organism: Amphibalanus amphitrite
Lineage: Eukaryota; Metazoa; Arthropoda; Thecostraca; Balanomorpha; Balanidae
Product: zinc finger protein 768-like
Exons: 2
Coding region: 278-2158 (626 amino acids)
Biological process (GO): regulation of transcription by RNA polymerase II
Molecular function (GO): RNA polymerase II cis-regulatory region sequence-specific DNA binding; DNA-binding transcription factor activity
Source: RefSeq, a predicted model, not a curated record